This is a messenger RNA of Medioppia subpectinata, 1647 nucleotides long. NCBI's taxonomy places the organism in Eukaryota, Metazoa, Arthropoda, Arachnida, Sarcoptiformes, Oppiidae. The record is from the annotation of a GenBank genome assembly.
AUGAAACUAUUUUUGCUUUUUGACUCUUUCCGGAGCCAAAAGGAGUGGCCCUUUAGAUUUCUGGACUCUUCGGCGCGAUUCCCGUUUUCGGGUCUUCUCGACGGAACGAUUGCCGAUUUCGGCGAAUUCGACGAAUGUCUGGCCAUAAGUCACGCGCAAAACGAGUUCUCGGUUUCGGGAAAAUACUGUUUAUUGAAUGUUUUGUUUCCGAAACCGGGAAACACUUCCGAAACCGAACUGCGCUUCCAUUCGGCGCUCGUCGACGUCACGAACACUACACUCGACGACACGCUCUUCGCGCGCUUCGCCCGCAACGCCAACCUCUUCUACAUCUCGCGCGGACUCACUCUCGGCGCGUGUUUUCCCGACACGUGUUCGGCGCGCGAUCUGCAGACUCUGGUCUCGAGCCUUAUUGAACCCACGAUUGGACUCAAAGUCGAAGUCAAUUCGUGUCAAUCACGUGAUUCUCGCCCUCCAAUCACGACCGCGCAAAUGGUGGCCAUUGCUGUUCUCGCGUCGCUCUCCGCUGUGACUCUCGCGGCAACAAUGGCUGACUUUUGGGGGAAAGAAAACCAAUUUAUUAUUUGUUUUUCGAUUUCCAGAAAUUGGAGAAAACUGUUCGAAAAGAACACCAAAACGCGCGCUCUGUCCGCCGUUCACGGGAUGCGCGUUCUGGCCAUCCUCUGGAUCCUCAUCGGUCACGUCUAUUUGAUGCAAUUCUUCCACAUCUUCCAUGUGAUGCGCCGUCUGGUGGCGGAGAUGCCGAGACUCGCGCAAAUCCAAUAUCAACCCUUGAAAAUGGGUUCUUUCCUCCAGGUGGACACUUUCCUCUUCCUCGGCGGAGUGACCGCCGCUUACGUCACUCUCGACGUGACGUCACGCACGAAAAGGCGCUUCGAUUGGUUCGCGUUUCUGGCGUUGCGAUGGUUGCGCUACACGCCGGCCGUGUGUGGGCUCGUGCUGUUCUACCUGCUGCUGCCGCUGUUGGGCUCGGGACCCAUUUUCCAGCAACAAAUCCAACAAAUGUAUAUUCCGUGCGAACAAUACUUUUACCGCAAUCUUCUUUAUUACAACAAUUUCUUCGAUUCUGACGGAAAUUGCGCGACUCACACCUGGUAUUUGGCGGUCGACUUCCAACUCUACGCUUUGUCUCCGCUUCUCAUCUUUGCGCUCAAAGCGCGUCCCAAACUGGGCGUCGCGUUCGCACUCACACUCAUCUUCAUUGUUGGCCCCCUUUCGGCCGUUUCGCCCCUUUUUCUCGAUUCCACGCUUUUCCCGAAUUUGUUUUCUUUGAAUUCCAUUCUUUCCGAACAAUCCAUUUCUCGUCACUUCCGUCUCUUGUAUUGGGGCGCGUGGCAACACAUCUCUCCCUAUUGUUGCGGACUCGUCGUCGGUUUCGUCGUCCACUCGCGGCCAACACUGCGAGUCUCGCGCGCCGCACAACUGUGUCUGUGGUGCCUCACUCUCACGUCAGGCGUCGCCACAAUCUUCUGGACCACGAAUUGGAUGAACUCUUUGGCGGCCGAAGAAACACCCGGUUUCGCGCACCGCGCGCUCUUCACGGCCUUCCAUCGCAUCACGUGGACAGCGCUGCCCGCGUGGAUAGUGCUCUCCAACGCGCUCAACACUCCCGGUAACCGUCAUUAG